AUGGAGCUGAUGCAGGCGAUGCAGAGAUGGAGAAUUCUCCGUGCCGACGGAGCUGCCGCUGAGCAUGGCAUUUUAAGUGCUACGGAGCUAGAGCCGCUGAAGAGCAAAUGCACUCAAGGUGUGGGAACACAACUUUCACGUCGCCACAACGACGUGAAAGAGCGCAUCCAGGCAGUGCAGAAGGCGACCCAGCUGCCGGCUUCGAAGCAUGGAAAAGCAGAUGCUUCGGAAGAAAAUAUCUUUGACAGCAUCAAGAAGGAUGGAUGUGGCAAAGGUCCUCAAGACACUUCAGAAAACCUUGAUGCGCAAUCCUUGCCUGCAGAGAGCCAGCACCGCCCGGAAAGCCAGCCAACACCCUUUUGCUGGGACCCACCUGUAACAAAGAUCCGGCAUCCAGUUCCUGAGUCGAUUCCCACACCGCUUGCAGAGCAGCCGGUUGCAUGGCCGGCAUCCCAGCCGGUGCAAGUUCCACAGCCAGUUCUGGAAAGCUUGCCAACUCCUUGGUUUAGCCAGACAACACCCAAAGCGGAGGUGUCAGACCGCUACAUCAGCGACCCAACUCCCAUGCCUUCUCUACGAGAGGAAGAGGCCCUACCCAGCUUCAGUCUUCCCACUCCAGUGCCAGUGGAACCAGCAUUCCUCAACCGCGACCCCAAUACGCCUCCGAGAUCUGCUGACAAUGAAG
Messenger RNA from Symbiodinium pilosum, 685 nucleotides. NCBI's taxonomy places the organism in Eukaryota, Dinophyceae, Suessiales, Symbiodiniaceae. The record is from the annotation of a GenBank genome assembly.